Messenger RNA from Salarias fasciatus (jewelled blenny), 1494 nucleotides. RefSeq lists its product as uncharacterized. Bases 37 to 948 code for a protein of 303 amino acids. The transcript is spliced from 7 exons. The record is from RefSeq and is a predicted model, not a curated record. Lineage: Eukaryota; Metazoa; Chordata; Actinopteri; Blenniiformes; Blenniidae.
GCGAAGCUUUCCACAGAGAGCAGAUUGACACACAGGAUGGCCGGAGGCGCUGGCGUUGUGACGAGGCUGCUGCUCUUAUCGUUCAUCGGGACAGGAGUAAAUGGAGAUGACUGUCUGAUAUGUGCAGAAAGGGGCUAUAAUAUUGCAUUUCCAUGUGGUGGAAAUGUCUGCGUUCACUUAUGGCAUUUUAGCAGAAGAGAAGCAAGUGAUUAUGUCGCUCUCGUCAGUAAUGGAGAAAUCCAGACAUCUAAAUUACUGGAUGAUGGCUCGAAAUGCUCUCUGCCUAUAGAAGAUCUCACAGCGGAGGAUGUCGGACGUCAUCGCUGCCAACAAAGGCCAGGUGCUCCGGCGUUGAACCUGAUGCCUGGGAAAACAUUGUCUCUGCAGUGCGUUCUCCUUGACUCCUCGGAGCGGGGACAAUGCAGCACGGCGCCGCAACGAGGCAUCAGUCUGACGUGGGUGGAUGAGACCGACGCCGAGGUACAGGAGGACUCGGAACAUCAGAUAAAACGACGCUCUCCCUGUGAUGUAACUCUCACUCUCACUCGACUGAGCGCCCCAAGCAAGAGGCUUAGAUGCCAGAUGACGAACGGUGGACGGGUCCAGACAUCAGAGGAACUGUGGGUCCGAUCAACAGGCCCAAGGGGAAGGAGAGGGGGAUUUAUGGUUGAGCGCGACCAGACAGUUUCAGGUGGAAGGCAAAAUGUGAUUGGGGUCGGCGUGGGCGUGGUGGGAUGCGUGGCGUUGGCGGUUUUGUUGGUCGCAGCGGCCGUGAGCCGAAGACAAGCAAACAGACCGCCACCCGAAGAGUCAUUAAACACCGUCAGUGCAAACAAUGCAGUGAAUGCAGAUGAUGUGAUCUAUGCUGACAUUAUUUUCCCUGUGGGCCGUCAGGCAGCAUGGGUCCCUGAGUGUGAGCCCACAGAGUAUGCCUGUGUGCGAUACUGACGGUGAGACGUCCAGAACAUAAACUGCUGCCCGACAGCUGUCAGUGACAUUUCAAACUGUGAAACUUUCUCUGUCUGGCACAAAACUUUGACAUUGUUUCGACAGUAAUGUUUUAUUUGAAUAAUAAAUUGAAGUAAAUGAAGCCAGUUUUGGUCAGAAUUGUCAGUCUGAAUGCCAUUUAUUCUUUAUUUUAAUGUUUGAUUCUGCUGAAUCAGGUGUUUUGUGUUGUUUUUCCUGAAUUUCUCUCAGAUGUAAAUUUGAAUUUUACAGUACUUUCAUAUAAUGAAUCUGGAAUGAUGGAGAAGUGUUUAUGAAGAAUACCCUGAAGUGUGUGUGUAUGGAACUUUUUAAAUAUAAACCAAGGUCAGCAGCAUUACCAUUUGAACAGUAUGAUAAAAAAACAAUAAUAAAACGAACUCCUGGAUGGAUUAACGGGUCCAUGUUGGUGCUGCAGUGAUUUGAUCUGUUCCUGCAGCAGGAUGGUUCAGACUCUGAAUUUCUUUCCUUGUUUCCUGCUUUAACUAAAGUAAAAUGUAUUUGUUUUCU